AUGGACAAGCAGCACACCUUGCCGGAUGGAUGGCUGAGCAAACGGAACAGCACUCACAUUCCGGGACUCGCUCGACGAAACCCAACCCUACGUGUCCAAACACGAAAAGCGACCGCCGUCUUCAGUGAGCCGCACGGGCGAAUGGUGAUCCAUCCACACAACUUCCUGCGACUCUCUCAUCGACCCAUCAAUCAUCCGAAAGCCGCUCGAUUCAAUUUUACGCGUGCGACCCUCUGA
Messenger RNA from Soboliphyme baturini, 237 nucleotides. Lineage: Eukaryota; Metazoa; Nematoda; Enoplea; Dioctophymatida; Soboliphymatidae. The record is from the annotation of a GenBank genome assembly.